This is a messenger RNA of Saprolegnia diclina VS20, 665 nucleotides long. RefSeq lists its product as hypothetical. Gene Ontology annotation, biological process: cell redox homeostasis. Gene Ontology annotation, cellular component: endoplasmic reticulum membrane. NCBI's taxonomy places the organism in Eukaryota, Oomycota, Saprolegniomycetes, Saprolegniales, Saprolegniaceae. The record is from RefSeq and is a predicted model, not a curated record. The transcript has 3 exons. Gene Ontology annotation, molecular function: thioredoxin-disulfide reductase (NADPH) activity. Bases 28 to 525 code for a protein of 165 amino acids.
CGAGAUUGCUGUUCACAGAGAGAGAGCAUGGGCAAGGCGAAGCGAAGCACCGCAGCGGCCAGCAAGAAGUCGGACGACCGCAUCCGCAUCGAGUACGACAAGGCGGCGUUCGCGACGCUCUUCAACCAGAUGAGCGGCAACCUCGCGCGCGAGUUCCCGGGUAUCGCGACCUCGGGGAAGAGCUUCCCGCUGCCGCCGACCAAGUCCAAGUGGGUCAAAAUCGUCUUCUUCGUCCAGGUCGUGCUCGUUAUCGCCAUCAUGUUUGGCGAGACUAUCGUUGAGAAGCUCGAGCUCGACCUGGCGCCCGUCUAUUUGCAAAAGUACCGUGAAAACAAGUUUAUGGCGCUGCCCAUCGUCAUGAUGCUCUCGCCCGUGCGCCAAAUGCUGAGCAACACGGGCGCGUUUGAAGUCUACCUCAACGAGGAGCUCGUCUUCUCGAUGCUCGAGACGCGGUCGCUUCUGACGUUUGAGAACCUCAAGACGAUCCUCGCCGACAAGAACAUUUUGCCCAAGAGCGCCAAGUAGAUGUCGUAGCCAGUCGAGACUGCGCAUGUGGCUGGUUCAUGCAGUAGCUGCACAUCAGACUUGAACUAGACGGCUUGACUCCAUGUAGCUUCAGAACAAAGAACGCCUCGCAUUGCGUCAGGUAGCGGUGGCCCCAUCGU